Messenger RNA from Triticum aestivum (bread wheat), 1432 nucleotides. RefSeq names its product GDSL esterase/lipase At1g28600. Gene Ontology annotation, molecular function: hydrolase activity, acting on ester bonds. The record is from RefSeq and is a predicted model, not a curated record. Bases 87 to 1226 code for a protein of 379 amino acids. The transcript has 5 exons. Lineage: Eukaryota; Viridiplantae; Streptophyta; Magnoliopsida; Poales; Poaceae.
CUAACCGAUACAAGCAAAAGGACGCUACAUUUCGGCCACAUAGCAAUAGCACAGCUCGCCGACCAGUUCACACACCCGCGAGAACUAUGGAGCCGCGCUCAGCCCCAAAGUGCAUAGCCUUCUUCUUCCUCCCUCUCCUCGCCUGCGUGCAUUACGCUCAGGCACACCCUGGUCGUCCCUCCAUCGACUCCAUCUUCAGCUUCGGCAACUCGUACGCCGACACCGGCAACUUUGUGAAGCUCGCCGCCCCGGUGUUCCCGGUCAUCCCCUUCAACAACCUCCCCUACGGCGAGACCUUCUUCGGUCGCCCCACCGGCCGAGCCUCCAAUGGCCGCAUCACCAUGGACUUCAUCGCCAGUGAGUUCGGGCUCCCUUUCGUCCCCCCGAUUCUCGGCAAAGAGCGUAACUUCACCCGUGGAGCAAACUUCGCCGUCGUCGGCGCCACGGCGCUGGAUCUCGCCUACUACCUGGAGAACAACAUCACGAGCGUGCCCCCUUUCAACAGCUCCUUGAGCGUGCAGCUCGACUGGUUCCGGCAGCUAAAGCCCACUUUGUGCUCAACGCCACGAGCAUGCAGGAACUACUUCAAGAGAUCGCUCUUCUUCAUGGGAGAGUUCGGAGGGAACGACUACACCUUCCUCAUGGCCGCCGGGAAAACCUUCGGCGAGGUCGCGCCGUACGUUCCAAAGGUCGUGCGAUCCAUCUCAGCAGGCGUCGAGGCGGUGCUCAAGGAGGGAGCGAGGUACGUGGUGGUGCCGGGGCAGCUGCCGACGGGGUGCAUCCCCAUCGUACUGACGCUGUACGCGAGCCCCAACAAGCGGCACUACGACCGCCGGACCGGGUGCCUGAGGAAGUACAACGCGCUCGCGCGCUACCACAACGGGGUGCUGUUCGAGGCCGUGUACCGGCUCCGGAUCAAGUACCCCGCCGCCAAGAUCGUCUACGCCGACUACUACGCGCCGCUCAUCGACUUCCUCAAGAAACCGAAAAAAUUCGGGUUCAGUGCUUCGUCGAAGCUCCGGGUGUGCUGUGGCGCCGGCGGGCCGUACAACUACAACAUGACGGCGGCGUGCGGGUUUCCCGGCGUGAGCGCCUGCACUAACCCCGCGGCGCACAUCAACUGGGACGGCAUCCACCUGACGGAGCCGGCGUACGAGCGCAUCGCCGACGGUUGGCUCUGGGGCCCGUACGGGCACCCGCCCAUUCUCAAGGCCACGCGUCAGUAAGCAAACGUGUCGUGUAUCGGUGUAUGGGAGUAUCGACGCCUGCAUCGUUCAGUUCUGUUUCGUUAAUCCACCGUUCAGCUCUGUUCAUCGUUUUGUGAUGAACAAUCUAUUUUUUCCCCAUUUGUUUGAGAAUAUGAACAAUCCUAUCAUUAUGCAGUUUAUGCUAAACUGCUUGUGUAAAUAAAGACGGCCCACAUGAAGCACAA